Molecule: messenger RNA, 2447 nt
Organism: Salvia hispanica
Lineage: Eukaryota; Viridiplantae; Streptophyta; Magnoliopsida; Lamiales; Lamiaceae
Product: putative inactive receptor kinase At5g58300
Biological process (GO): protein phosphorylation
Molecular function (GO): protein kinase activity; protein binding; ATP binding
Source: RefSeq, a predicted model, not a curated record
UCAAGUCAUGACCACCUCACUCUCUCUCCCUCUUCCUCUCUUCAAUUUUCCUUUAACCAUUUCCAGCUCACUCGCCAACACACACCAAAAAAAAUGAAAAAAUAAAACACAGAUCUUCGAAUUCGAUGGUGUGAAUUCUUGCCUAGAAUGCAGUUGCAAAUGCUGCUUCUUCAGCCAGUAAGCUCCAAUUUUCUCUCUCUGCAGCAUUCCUCAGUUUCGGUUUGAAGUUUGGAAGAAAAAGAUCAGGUUUUUACUCCCAAGCUCAGCAUUCGUCCUCUUCAACAUUACUGGCUGAAGAUUCUGUUUUUUCUCGGCAUGCUUCGAGGAAAAGUUUGUUGCUCGGACUGCUUGAAUGCUUGGGGGAGUUUUAUAAUGAAGUGCUGCUCUUCCCAUGUAACGCUAUGCCCUCUCUUGAUCAUUGUGGCUCUUUCUCCCCUGGCAUGGGGUGACUUGAGCUCAGACGGUCGAGCCCUUCUGGCAUUCUCGACAGCCAUACCUCAUGGCCGGAAGCUCAACUGGAAUGCUGGUUCCCCUGUCUGCACAUCGUGGACAGGAGUCAAUUGCAGCACAGAUGGCAAUUCUGUGGUUGGUCUACGCCUUCCAGGUAUCGGACUUACUGGUCCGAUUCCCUCGGACACUAUCGGGAAAUUGAACAACUUGAGGGUUCUAAGCUUUCGUUCCAAUAGCCUUAGUGGUAGCCUUCCUUCUGAUGUCCUUGAUCUCCCUUCUCUCCGCUAUGUCUUCCUCCAAAACAACAACUUCUCCGGCGAAAUACCAUCUUCGCUCCCUCCUCAGCUUGCGGUUUUGGAUCUCUCAUUCAAUUCAUUGACCGGAGGCAUUCCACACACGUUUGAGAACCUGACACAUCUUACAGCAUUGAGCCUUCAAAACAAUUCACUCUUCGGACCCAUUCCUGACCUCGACCUUCCACAUCUCAAGCGUCUCAACCUAAGCUACAACCAAUUCAAAGGCAGCAUUCCAUCUUCGUUGGAUAAGUUUCCAAAUUCUUCGUUCAUUGGAAACUCUCUAUGUGGACCGCCUCUCAAUCCUUGCUUCCCUAUUUCCCCACCUCCCCCUAGCCCCACUAGUCCAACUCCGGCUAUGGGGAGACAAACUCCCACAAAGAAACUCUCGUUGGGAGCUAUAAUUGCUAUUGCAGUGGGAGGUGCAUUACUGCUAUUUCUUACUGCUCUGAUUUUAUUCCUGUGCUGCUGUAAGAGGAAACAGAACGAAGAUGGCGCUUCUCCCAAGAUCAAGUCUUCGGGUGUCGGGAGACCUGAGAAACCAAGUGAAGAGUUUGGCAGCGGGGUGCAAGAACCAGAGAAAAACAAGCUAGUUUUCUUUGAAGGGUGCUCAUAUAACUUUGAUCUCGAGGAUUUGUUGAGGGCCUCGGCUGAAGUGCUGGGGAAGGGUAGCUUUGGGACUGCUUACAAGGCAGUGCUAGAGGAGUCGACCACAGUUGUUGUGAAGAGACUGAAAGAGGUCAUCGUGGGGAAGAAAGACUUCGAACAGCAAAUGGAAUUAGUCGGGAGAGUCGGACAGCACCCGAAUGUCGCCCCUUUACGCGCUUACUAUUACUCCAAGGAUGAAAAGCUCUUGGUCUAUGACUACUAUCCUAAUAGUAGCUUGGCAAGUCUACUACAUGGAAACAAGGCUUCUGGGAGAGCUCCACUGGAUUGGGAUUCAAGAGUGAAGAUAACCCUCGGUGCUGCGAGAGGGAUCGCUCACUCGCAUGCUGUUGGAGGCGCGAAAUUCACUCAUGGAAACAUCAAGUCCUCAAAUGUCCUCCUGAACCAUGAUCUUGAUGGUUGCGUGUCUGAUUUCGGCCUCGCCCCUCUCAUGAACUACCCGGCUACUGCGUCGCGGCAGGCUGGGUACCGGGCCCCAGAGAUAAUCGAGACACGCAAGUACACUCAUAAAGCGGAUGUGUACAGCUUCGGAGUGGUCCUACUCGAGAUGCUGACAGGGAAGCAGCCGAUCCAGUCUCCCACGCGGGACGACAUUGCCGAUCUCCCCCGGUGGGUCCAGUCCGUCGUCCGGGAGGAGUGGACGGCAGAGGUCUUUGACGUCGAGCUCAUGAGAUUUCAGAACAUCGAGGAAGAGAUGGUGCAGAUGCUGCAGAUCGCCAUGGCUUGCGUUGCGAAGGUGCCGGACUUGCGCCCCACGAUGCCUGAGGUCGUUAGGAUGAUCGAGGAGCUCCGGCAGUCAGACUCCGAGAACCGGCCGUCUUCUGAUGAAAAUAAGUCUAAUGUGCAGACCCCAUGAUUCUUCCCAUUCUUCUUGUGAAUUUGUCUCAAGUCAUUUGAACUUGGUAGUUUUCUAGUUUAAUUUAUGUUUCAUUUAACAAUCUUUAAGAUUUGUCCUGUCUCUUUGACAACCCCUCAACUUCAACAGGUAGACUACAUUACAAAUUGAUUACAAAUUAUACCAACUACCAUUUUGUAUUA